GUGAUUGUGUGACUAGUUUCACCUGCUGCGUUCCCACAAGAGUGUGCGCACACAAACACAGUUUUAUUGCCAGUGAGAACACUGACACAUUCAAAGGUUCCUUUCACUCCUGAGUUAUUCAUCCACUAACAUGACUGGAAGAGCUGUUUUCCUGGGACUCCUGCUUGUUUGUUUGGCUGCAGAUGCAGAGAAGACGUCAGGACUCAUGAGAAAGCCUUCGUGUCCUGGAAUGGAGGAGAUCAUGGCGUGCCCUCGGGACUUCGCUCCUGUGUGUGGCAGCGACGGAAACACUUAUGCCAACGAGUGUACCCUAUGUGUCCAGAGACAAACAACCGGGAUGGAAAUUUUGAUCGUCAAGGAGGAGAGCUGCUGAUCUGCACCGGAGGAGGCGUCACCAGGGACUCAUCAGGAUCUGAUCAUGUGUCCACUGUGGAUCUUUGACCUACCUGGAUAGGUCAUGAUAUUUGUCAUGAGCAAUUAAAUAUGAUUAAGCAGUC
Limanda limanda (common dab) is the source of this 497-nucleotide messenger RNA. It is a transcript of the gene spink4, whose product is annotated as serine peptidase inhibitor, Kazal type 4. NCBI's taxonomy places the organism in Eukaryota, Metazoa, Chordata, Actinopteri, Pleuronectiformes, Pleuronectidae. Bases 131 to 373 code for a protein of 80 amino acids. The record is from RefSeq and is a predicted model, not a curated record. The transcript has 4 exons. Gene Ontology annotation, molecular function: protein binding; serine-type endopeptidase inhibitor activity.